CUUUCGUUGACACUUGACAGAGAGGAAUCCGAGCAAAGCCAAAUCAAAAGUAGACAUUUGUUCUACUGUUUUUGUGCCCUAGAUCAUCGUUCCCUGCUGGGAUUCUUUACCGCCUUCUAUUCUCUUUCGUUUUCUAUCCGACUCAUUCAGUCUAUUUGUUGAUAUUUCAACAAUGAUCCGGUUCAUUCUACUACAGAACAGGCAAGGGAAGACUCGUCUGGCCAAGUAUUACGUCCCUCUCGAGGAAUCCGAGAAACACAAAGUAGAAUACGAGGUUCAUCGAUUGGUGGUCAAUAGGGAUCCCAAAUUCACGAAUUUCGUUGAGUUCCGCACUCACAAGGUUAUCUACAGGCGAUAUGCUGGUUUGUUUUUCUCAAUAUGUGUUGACAUCACAGAUAAUGAGUUAGCAUACUUGGAGUGCAUUCAUUUAUUUGUGGAGAUUUUGGAUCAUUUCUUCAGCAAUGUGUGUGAACUGGAUUUAGUAUUUAAUUUUCACAAGGUGUACUUGAUACUUGAUGAAUUCAUCCUUGCUGGGGAGCUCCAAGAAACUAGCAAGAAGGCAAUCAUAGAGAGAAUGGGUGAGUUGGAGAAGCAAGAGUGAGCUGAUUGUGCUAAGGAAUUCACGGAUCUUGCCUUGGUCUUAGUUCCUUGUUUGGUUCGCUUCUGUUCAUCAAAUUUCAAAAGUUGUUUCCUUCCAAGCCUUGUAACAAUGAAUGAGAAGAAGAACGAGAUGAAACUGUCUUCAUUUCCCUCCAUUUUCUUUUCCAUUGUAUUGUGAAUUGUGGUAAUUGGUGUAUUCCUUCUUCAAAAUUAAUGAGUACCAAAUUUCUUAUACGUGUGUGUUAAUAUUUCCUAUAUUCCAAAUUUCUGAUGAUUCUUGUAA
This is a messenger RNA of Telopea speciosissima, 883 nucleotides long. Its product is annotated as AP-2 complex subunit sigma. Gene Ontology annotation, molecular function: clathrin-cargo adaptor activity. Gene Ontology annotation, biological process: protein transport; clathrin-dependent endocytosis. Bases 173 to 601 code for a protein of 142 amino acids. The transcript is spliced from 6 exons. The record is from RefSeq and is a predicted model, not a curated record. Gene Ontology annotation, cellular component: intracellular membrane-bounded organelle; AP-2 adaptor complex. Lineage: Eukaryota; Viridiplantae; Streptophyta; Magnoliopsida; Proteales; Proteaceae.